AUGCUCCUCCUGCUUUACAUCAACACCUUCUUAUUUCAGCCCCAUGCAAAGAAGUCGAUAGAUCUAAUCAUCAUCCAUUUAACUGUAGCUAAUUUUAUGACAGUUUCCUUGAGUGGGAUUCCAGAAAUUGUGUUUUUCUUUGGAAUUAGAAAUUUUAUGGGCGACUUUGGCUGUAAGGCAGUGACUUAUUCAUACCGGGUGUGUCGUGGUGUUUCCCUCUGUUGCACAUCUUUCCUGAGUCUGUUCCAAGCCAUCAAAAUUGCUCCCAGCAACUCCAGAUGGGCAUGGCUCAAACCCAGAAUCUCCUCAUUCAUUUUCCCUGCCUUCUUCUUUUUCUGGAUAAUAAAUCUGCUGAUCUACAUCCAGGUGCCACUAAGUAUUAGGGCCCCCUACAAUAUCACUAACCUCGGACGGGUCUAUAAUCUCAAGUACUGCAUAGGAGCACACCAUGACAAGCUGCAGUUAGCUACAAUUCAAGGGGCCAUGUUUGUUGGCGAUUUCCUGUGUGUGUUUCUCAUGAUCUGGGCCAGUGUGUACAUGGUCAGGCUCCUCUUCAUGCACCGAAAGACAGUGCAGCGUGUCCACAGCACCAGCCUCUGUCCACGACUCUCCCGUGAAACCAAGGCCACCCACACAAUCCUGGCCCUUGUGAGCUUUGUCUUUUUUCACUUGACCAGUAGUUGCUUUACCCUCUAUGUAUGUCACCUCCAUAAUAGACAGGGCUUAGAGAACAUCACACUGUUUAUAUCCUCUUGUUAUCCAGUCAUCUGUCCUUGCUUGAUGAUCAAAAACAAUACCAGAGAAUCCUUUCUAAAAUCUACCUUUGGGAAAAAAAACAAACAAAAAAAGGAAGUCUUCUCCUUAGAUCUUUCUUGAGCGUGUUGAACACCCUCACACAGAUUUCUGAAUAUAGGGACAUGUGAUGAAGACAGCCUGCCCCAUACCUAGUGUUAGUGAGGUAGAAUUCUGAUGACGUAUUAAGAGCUUUUACAUUGACCCUUCUCCAAUUUAUCCAACCUGUUAACAUUG
This is a messenger RNA of Erinaceus europaeus (western European hedgehog), 1029 nucleotides long. RefSeq names its product vomeronasal type-1 receptor 4-like. The transcript has a single exon. The coding region runs from base 1 to 876 and encodes 291 amino acids. Gene Ontology annotation, biological process: G protein-coupled receptor signaling pathway. The record is from RefSeq and is a predicted model, not a curated record. Gene Ontology annotation, cellular component: membrane. Gene Ontology annotation, molecular function: pheromone receptor activity. Lineage: Eukaryota; Metazoa; Chordata; Mammalia; Eulipotyphla; Erinaceidae.